UAUCCAGUGGAGGCUGAGGUUCAGAAACUGUGGGAUGAAGAGGAGCAGCGGCCCGUUCAUGAUGAUGAUGAUGAUGAUGAUGAUGCCUUGAUUACAGAUGCUAUCACCGGUAAGCGGUACCGUGCUUUACGCCAUGAGGAGGCGGAGUCUCUCAGCGACCACCUGCUCAGCCUGUGGAUGAGGGCGGGGCCUGGCAGAGGGGCGGAGCUUCCCGUGGACUCCUAUAAAGAGAGCGUGCUGGAGGCGGUGAGGGCCUCACAGGUGGUUGUGAUGGUUGUGAUCACGGGCUGCGGGAAGACCACACGGAUCCCGCGCUUCUUGUUGGAGGGGCAGGUCAGGAGAGUCAGGAGAGCCGAGUGCAACAUCCUGGUCACGCAGCCUCGCCGGAUCAGCGCCGUGUCUGUGGCGCACCGUGUAGCGCAGGAGAUGGGACCCGCUCUCCGUCACUGCGUGGGAUACCAGGUGCGUCUGGAGUCCCGUCCCCCGGAGCGCAGCGGUGGCGCUCUGCUCUUCCUCACAGUCGGAGUCCUGCUGCGCAAACUACAGUCCAACCCCGGUCUGCAGGGCAUCAGCCAUGUGAUCGUGGACGAGGUGCACGAGAGAGACGUGAACACGGACCUGCUGCUGGCGCUGCUGCUCUCCAGCAUCAAGAACAAUCCUGACCUGCGAGUGCUGCUCAUGAGCGCCACCGGAGACACGCAGCGGCUCUCGCAGUAUUUCGGUGGAUGCCCGGUGGUGCAUGUGCCGGGAUUCAUGCAUCCGGUGCAGGCCCGGUUCCUGGAGGAGGUGCUGACAGAGAUGGGUCGACCGACACCGCCGAGGAGAGACCGAGAGGAAGAAAAGGAAGUCGCUCCUGAUCUGGAUCUAGUGGCUGAUGUGAUAGACCACAUUCACAGCAAUAGAGAGCCAGGUAAAGAUGCUUUUAGGGCUGAUCGAAGAGGAAGAGCGGGCCGCUGUCAGCCGGGACAUUCCUACCAUCUCUUCCCUCGAAAACAGCUGGACCGCAUGGCUGUGUUUCCCGUCCCAGAGAUCCUGCGCACUCCUCUGGAGAGCGUCAUCAUACAGGCCAAGAUCCACUGUCCCCACAGCAAAGCUGUGGACUUCCUGGCACAAGUGCUGGAUUCCCCGGAUAGUCAAGUAGUCAGAGUCGCUGUGAAGAGCCUGAUGGAUAUUGGUGUGCUGGACGCUGCUGAGAAUCUGACUCCGCUGGGAGAGCGCGUGGCCUGCAUGUCGUGUGACCCGCGUCUGGGGAAGGCGUUGGUUCUCUCGGCUCUGUUCUCCUGCGUUCUUCCCGUUUUGUCUGUGGCGGCCUGCUUGACGCGAGACCCGUUCUAUAACAGCAUGCAGAACCGGGCGCUCGUCUCCAAGGCCAAGGCGGCUCUCAGCGGCUCCAGCUGCAGCGAUCAUCUGGUCUUCAGUCGAGUCGUUCAGAGCUGGAAAGAGCUGCAGGGCAGAGAGAGCAAGCAGGAGUUUCUGGACCAAUACACUCUGUCUGGAGCCAGUCUGCGCUUCAUACAUGGCCUGAUGCAGCAGUUCGGAGAGAAUCUGUGUGAAGCUGGACUUCUGGAUGCUUCUGCUGAAUGUCUGCGUCUGUCGUCUGGUCUGAAUCAGCACAGUCAGCAGGAGCAGCUGGUUAAAGCCGUGCUGAUCGCCGGACUCUAUCCUCACCUCAUACAGGUGAAAAGAGGCACAGUGACCAAAGGUGGAAGAUAUCGGCCGGAGAAUCUCUCGUACCGUACGGAAAGCGGCCCUGUGCUUCUGCAUCGCUCCUCUGCCAACCGAGGAAACCCGGAUCUGUCGAGUCGCUGGCUCACAUUCUUCUCUGCGGUCAAAUCAAACGGUCAGGUCUUCAUCAGAGACUCUUCGGUGGUUCAUCCGCUGGCGCUGCUGCUCCUCACAGACUGUGACCUCAGCGAGAGAGUUGUUGGAGAUGUUGUGGAGGUUCUGUUACCGGGUCACUCACUCAUCCGAUGGGAGUUUUCUCCUCACGUCUGGGAGUUACUGUGGGAUCUGCGCACUUCCCUGCAGGCCAUGAUCCACCGCAGUCUGCGCCGCUGCGACCGCAGAUCCACCUCCGGCGGCUGUAAGGACAGCGAGCUCGUCGCUUUAUUAGUGGAGCUGCUGAAUAACACGGAUCCAGAGCCUGGCAGCGAUCAGGAAGAGUUCAGCACAGAAAACAUUCGAUCCGACCGUCUGUAACCUCCACACUUCUGCACAUGAAACACAAUCAUGCAUGAAGCUGCUUUAUUUAUUUUUUAAGUGAAGAGAUUGGUGGCAUUUCUCAUUAGCAGACUACGUGAAACCCCAGAACGUUUAUGCACAAAGGUAUUUUCAUCAAGCUCGGGAGACAUAAAUACUAGGAUGUGUAACAUAAGAAUGCAUCUAACUUGAUAUCAACGUUGUGUCUGAGGAUGUAUGAAUACUGCUAUAAUACUAAACUAUUUUGUGUGCCUGUGAGGGCGGGACAAAUAAAGUAAUGUAACACUUUG
This is a messenger RNA of Sinocyclocheilus rhinocerous, 2489 nucleotides long. RefSeq names its product DEAH (Asp-Glu-Ala-His) box helicase 30 (gene dhx30). Gene Ontology annotation, molecular function: DNA helicase activity; ATP binding; G-quadruplex RNA binding. The record is from RefSeq and is a predicted model, not a curated record. The annotation marks the transcript as partial. The transcript is spliced from 11 exons. Gene Ontology annotation, cellular component: nucleus; intracellular anatomical structure; cytoplasm. Lineage: Eukaryota; Metazoa; Chordata; Actinopteri; Cypriniformes; Cyprinidae.